This is a messenger RNA of Symbiodinium sp. CCMP2456, 599 nucleotides long. The record is from the annotation of a GenBank genome assembly. NCBI's taxonomy places the organism in Eukaryota, Dinophyceae, Suessiales, Symbiodiniaceae.
GAAUCGAGCUUCUUUGCCGGUCAGCUCGGGAGGCGGAUCUGGGAUCAGGACCUGGUGUUCUUCAGCGACGACACUGUGGCUGAGGGCCUGCAGCCGUCGGCGCUGAAUGGCGGGAAUAUCGUCGACAUCUUUCAGCGCCGAGAGGAGGACUACGAGGCACCAGUGACCUUGGAGGUUGCGUACACCUCGGAGAGCGGCGAGAAGGUCCAGGAAAUCAUUUUCGUUGAUGCCAGCGUGCAGCCGGGAAUGGGUGGCCCACGUAUCUUGGUGCCUGCAAGUCGGGUGAACACCAUGAACCGGGCCAUCUCGGUGUUGACGCGUAAGGUGGACAACCUCACCACGACUCUUCGCCUAUGCAGGGCCGACUACUACAAGGAGCUCUUUUCCUUGCGCUAUGGUCGAGAGCCCGAGGAGGAGCACGAGAAGUACUGGUUUAUGCCCCAGGCUUAUCAAGACACCGUGUCCAUCCAAGAGCUUCGGAGGCGCUUUGGCACCGAGCAGGAGGAGCUACGGAAGAAAGAUCGGGAGAUCCGGGAGCUGAGGGCAAAGCUUCAUCAGAUCGACAAUAUGGUCGAGGAUCGGAUGGAGCAGCUUGUCCA